Molecule: messenger RNA, 1936 nt
Organism: Oreochromis niloticus (Nile tilapia)
Lineage: Eukaryota; Metazoa; Chordata; Actinopteri; Cichliformes; Cichlidae
Exons: 8
Coding region: 30-1364 (444 amino acids)
Cellular component (GO): plasma membrane
Molecular function (GO): transmembrane signaling receptor activity
Source: RefSeq, a predicted model, not a curated record
UAAAGAUUUUAAAGAACAAAACAAACAUAAUGAAGUUACUUCUACUGCUCAUCCUCUCACUAAUGACAGGUUGUGAGCUGCUGUCAGAAGAGAAGAUUUGCACAAAAGGAUGGGUUGAAUUCACCUGCAACCAAAACACAAUUAGAAAAUGUCAAAUGACUAAGGCUUUAACAGCUGAGAAAAAAACUCUCAGAGUGCUCAUUAAGCAUCAUCAGAUGAAGAAUUCAUCAGCUGACAGCGAGGAAUUAGAAUUUAAAAUUGCAAAACAAUGCCCAAAAGCAUUUCAUCAAAUUGCAUACAGGACAGCUAAAACCACCAUCAGAUGUGAUUAUCCAGAAGACAAAUACAAGUCGUGGACCAAGUUUUUCUGCAAAGGGAAAAGUUUCACCUGCGAGGACAAUUUAUCAACAAAAUCUUAUCCAAAGUCAAACAGGACAUUCACUCUCUCAAACAUCAGCCAUGGCUUCAAUAUGUCCAUCAGUAAUGUGUCCUCUCAGGAUGAUGGUAAUUACUGGUGCGGAGUAAGAUCACCUGUGGGGAUUCAUCAUGCUGCACUCACAAAAAUAAAACUAAGCAUUAAAAAUAUUAAGAGCUUCACAAGAUCACCAGCUGUUGGAGAGAACUUCACAUACUGGUGUAAAUAUAACCAGGCUGUCUCAAAUUGUACAAAAUUUAUCUGUAAGGGAGAAGAUCCAUCUAUAUGUAAACCUUUAGUAAGCACCAGAGAUCCCGAUAAGAACAAGAGGUUUUGGAUGAAUGACAAUAAAGAAAAGAAAAAUAUCAUCAUAACAGUGAGAGAAGUGACAGCGGACGACAGUGGGACAUACUGGUGUGGAGCAGAAAGCACCAAUGAACACCAGAGUAACAGGUUCUUCAACAGAUUGUCCCUGACUGUAGGACCCACUGCAUCUGCUGAGAGUCAUGGCAUUUCUGACGUUGGAAUUGUUCUAAUCAUAAUAACUGGGUUGGUGUUUCUGGUCGUUUUCAUCCUUGUCUACAAACGAAUCUCCUUUUCAAAAAACAGAGGAGCUAAUGCAGCAUUGCAACAUGCCAAAGAGUUGAAGGACUGUACGUAUGAGGAGAUACAGGAGCGCCCCCAGCAACCAGACCAGCCAGAAAAUGCACUGACCUCAAUUUAUGUCACUGCUAGCAUUCCCACAGAUGUAGCUGCCUCACCACAUUACAAUAGCAUCAACUUUCAAAGCUGCUCUGACAAAGCUGGUGGUGAGGCGAUGAAACGCAUCUCCUCUGCCUGUAAAUAUUCUACUUUGACAUUAAGCAAAUGUCCAACAAACCCGACAAUCACUCAACCAUCCAGACCAGCAGAGGAGAAUCUCAACUCAGUAAUCAAUGAGCCAAAAUGAAAAUAAGAUCAGCUGUCAGAAUUUGUUGUAGUGAGAAUGUGGUUUUUAAAGAGUGUUAUAUUCUGUGGAGCUGGGCAGGUGUAGGUGUGUGGUGCUGCUUUCUCUCUCUUUCUUCUCUCCAGGGCCCAGCUGCCACUCUUUUCCCCAGUAGGCACCUGGACCCACUCAGCCAUUAACCCAGACGUUAUACAGUCCAGGUGUUGUUUUCUAGUGUAUGAAACCGAGGUUGAGCAAAAGAAGGUAAUGUCUUUUGGAGUUGUUUGUGGGAGCAGUGUUGAAAUCUAGUGAUGGCCAAAUUAAGCUUGUUUUGAAAAAAUGUUUGUUACCCAGUUUUUCAACACAGUGCUCUUUGGUGGCAUCUGGUGGCCAAGAAUAUGAAGAGCAGCUUGAAUCUAUAAGGAAAAAUGAACUGCUAAUGAUCGCUCACACUCGAGUUGAGUUGGCAGGUCGGGCAAUCGGACUACUGUUGUGGUCCUCUUAAUAUGUUUUGGGAUUUUUUUCUCUCUUUUUUUUGUUUGUGUGUGUGUGUGUGUGUGUGUGUGUGUGUGUGUGUGUGUGUGUGUGUGUCAUAU